This is a messenger RNA of Myotis lucifugus (little brown bat), 1216 nucleotides long. It is a transcript of the gene EIF3I, whose product is annotated as eukaryotic translation initiation factor 3 subunit I. Gene Ontology annotation, molecular function: translation initiation factor activity; RNA binding; protein binding. Lineage: Eukaryota; Metazoa; Chordata; Mammalia; Chiroptera; Vespertilionidae. Gene Ontology annotation, biological process: cytoplasmic translational initiation. The transcript is spliced from 11 exons. Gene Ontology annotation, cellular component: eukaryotic translation initiation factor 3 complex, eIF3m; cytoplasm. The record is from RefSeq and is a predicted model, not a curated record. Bases 142 to 1119 code for a protein of 325 amino acids.
UACACACCGAGAGACGCCGUCAUGGCAACGCCGCACCUUCCACUUCCGGGAAUGAAAGGGCGGAGACCCAUAAACCGGAAGUGGAGCCAAAGCGUCUUCCGGUCCUAGUCACGUUGCUUUUUUCCUGGUGUCACCGCGGGGAUGAAGCCGAUCCUGCUGCAGGGCCAUGAGCGGUCCAUCACGCAGAUUAAGUACAACCGCGAGGGCGACCUCCUCUUCACGGUGGCCAAGGACCCUAUUGUCAAUGUGUGGUACUCUGUGAAUGGGGAGAGGCUGGGCACCUACACGGGCCAUACAGGAGCUGUGUGGUGUGUAGACGCUGACUGGGACACCAAGCAUGUCCUCACCGGCUCAGCUGACAACAGCUGUCGUCUCUGGGACUGUGAAACAGGGAAGCAGCUGGCUCUACUCAAGACCAAUUCAGCUGUCCGGACCUGUGGCUUUGACUUUGGAGGCAAUAUCAUCAUGUUCUCCACGGACAAGCAGAUGGGCUACCAGUGCUUUGUGAGCUUCUUUGACCUGCGGGAUCCGAGCCAGAUUGACAGCAAUGAGCCCUACAUGAAGAUCCCUUGCAAUGACUCCAAGAUCACCAGUGCCGUUUGGGGACCCCUAGGGGAGUGCAUCAUUGCGGGCCAUGAGAGUGGAGAGCUCAACCAGUAUAGUGCCAAGUCUGGAGAGGUGUUGGUGAAUGUUAAGGAGCACUCCCGGCAGAUCAAUGACAUCCAGUUAUCCAGGGACAUGACCAUGUUUGUCACUGCAUCCAAAGACAACACAGCCAAGCUCUUUGACUCCACAACCCUUGAACAUCAGAAGACUUUCCGGACAGAACGUCCCGUCAACUCGGCUGCCCUCUCUCCUAACUAUGACCAUGUGGUGCUGGGCGGUGGUCAGGAAGCCAUGGAUGUAACCACCACCUCCACCAGGAUUGGCAAGUUCGAGGCCAGGUUCUUCCAUUUGGCAUUUGAAGAAGAGUUUGGAAGAGUCAAGGGUCACUUUGGACCUAUCAACAGUGUUGCCUUCCAUCCUGAUGGCAAGAGCUACAGCAGUGGUGGUGAAGAUGGUUAUGUCCGCAUCCACUACUUCGACCCACAGUACUUUGAAUUUGAGUUUGAAGCUUAAGAAGCUGCGUCUCCAUCCUGGCCAGGGAAAAGUUUCUGGUUUAGGGCUCACAGAAAGUUUUGGACUCUGAGAAAUAAUAAAUUAGUUUGGAAAUAAA